AUGCCCGCUUCGCGACCGCAGCGACUGCGACAGGCCGACCCGGCCGCAGUUGCGGACCGUGCAAGAUCCCGCGGCUGGAAAGCUGACAAACAUGUCGAGAAUGACAAGCUAAGGGACCUGAACCAAUUCGAUGACAAGGCCAAAGAGAAGCAUGACCGGGUGCUGAACAAAUAUGCUAUUAACUUUCCCAAGACUUACGAUUUGCUACUUCAAGAAGGAACGCCAAUGCCACCUAUCCAUGAGCUCAAAGAUUUCUGGAGAUUCUAUAAAGAUCAAUCUGUUGAAAGACUCCGCGCACACCCUACAUCGCUCACUCUUAAAGCGCGAGCAAGGGAUUUCAAAGGCGGUUACAUGCGUAUUACCGGUAGUCUUCUCAACAACGAGGAUACCAAGGAAAUUAAUCGUUGGAUCAAAUAUGUUCUCCCUGGAGAGCAAGAUGGCGGCGUUAAAGACAUCAUGAUGCCAAAGUACAACUACAAACCUGUGGACUUGGAUCGCCAUCUUGACGCGCUAUAUACAAGAAGUACAAGGCAAGUCACUGACGCCACGCAUCGAAACGCUUCGGGGAACAUUGCUAACCAAAGCCAACAGGACAUCCACCUCGUCCUCAACAGAAGUGAUAAAGGCCAUCGUCACUUCAUUUUCGGUCUUGAUCAGCGAACGGUCAAGAACAACAAGGACCCGGAGAAUAACAGGUAA
Molecule: messenger RNA, 699 nt
Organism: Metarhizium acridum CQMa 102
Lineage: Eukaryota; Fungi; Ascomycota; Sordariomycetes; Hypocreales; Clavicipitaceae
Source: RefSeq, a predicted model, not a curated record